AUAACAUUCCAAAUGUAAACAAAACUUUUAUGAAAAAUCAAUUAACAUUUUCUCUUCUAGUACCUAGUUGUAAAUUGUUAAUGUUUAGUUUUAGUUUAAAAUAAUUUGCAUAUUCGUUUGUGAGUUAUAAAGAACAUCGUAUUUGUAUUACAGCCAUGAAGAAAGUCAAUCCCGAACAACCUGCUUUGCACAAAGUUAUAAUGGUCGGUAGUGGCGGUGUCGGUAAAUCGGCACUUACACUGCAGUUUAUGUAUGAUGAGUUCGUCGAAGACUAUGAGCCGACGAAGGCAGAUUCGUAUCGUAAGAAGGUCGUGUUGGAUGGUGAAGAAGUCCAAAUUGACAUAUUGGAUACAGCUGGCCAGGAAGAUUAUGCAGCCAUACGCGAUAAUUACUUUCGUAGUGGUGAAGGUUUCCUGUGUGUCUUUUCAAUCACGGAGGAUGACAGCUUCCAAUCUACUAUGGAAUUUAGAGAACAAAUUCUGCGAGUGAAGAAUGAUGAGAAUAUACCAUUUUUACUGGUGGGAAAUAAAGGAGAUUUAACAGACAAGCGAAAAGUUUUAUUGCAAGACGCUCAGGCUAGAGCAGAAGAUUGGAAAGUGCCAUAUGUUGAGACUUCAGCCAAAACCAGAGAUAAUGUAGAUAAAGUAUUUUUCGAUUUGAUGCGUGAGAUUCGUGCUCGUAAAAAGGAAGACGUUAAAGGAGCAAAUGGAAAGGGUAAAGACAAAGGCAGGCGGAAGAAGUUGAAAUGCACUUUACUAUAAAUAUUUUUUUUAAUCGACGAUUACGAAAAAAAACCCGAUUUAUAUUUAUUAUAAUAUAUGUAUUUAAUUAAUUUUUUUUCCUACUGCUAUCAAUUUUAUUUUCAAUUUUAACUCUAAAAUAUCGAUGUCUUCUCUUUUUAUAAUGAAUAUCGUGUACAAAUGUAAAAUGUAUUACCUCAAUAUAUUAUUCUUUCUUUCUUUUGUUCCACGCCACACAACUACUUCUUUAUAUUAAUUUUGCUAUCUAUCUUUUCCUUUAAGCCUCAAUCGUAUAUUUUUAUUUUAUGUAUUAUUUUUAUACAAUUUUAUUAUAUCAUUUGAAAGUACA
Molecule: messenger RNA, 1089 nt
Organism: Adelges cooleyi (spruce gall adelgid)
Lineage: Eukaryota; Metazoa; Arthropoda; Insecta; Hemiptera; Adelgidae
Gene: Rala
Product: ras-related protein Ral-a
Exons: 5
Coding region: 156-761 (201 amino acids)
Biological process (GO): Ras protein signal transduction
Cellular component (GO): plasma membrane
Molecular function (GO): GTPase activity; GTP binding; GDP binding
Source: RefSeq, a predicted model, not a curated record